Ixodes scapularis (black-legged tick) is the source of this 1217-nucleotide messenger RNA. RefSeq lists its product as uncharacterized. The transcript has a single exon. The record is from RefSeq and is a predicted model, not a curated record. NCBI's taxonomy places the organism in Eukaryota, Metazoa, Arthropoda, Arachnida, Ixodida, Ixodidae. The coding region runs from base 21 to 1217 and encodes 398 amino acids.
UCAAGCGGUAUGAUCAUGCAAUGAGACAGUAUUUGCGUGAUGGGCAUGCAGAAGUGAUAAAGAGCAGAAAGGAAAGCGACAGCGCGCAGGUCAUGUAUUACAUGCCGCAUAAAGAAGUAAUACGUGAAGAUGCAACAACAACAAAGUUAAGGAUCGUCUUCGACGCAUCUUCUCAUGCCAAAGGGUGCAGGUCGUUGAAUGAGUGCCUAGUAACAGGACCCAACUUGAACCCCGAGCUUCUGCAGGUUCUGCUUCGGUUUAGAUGGUACUCAGUCGCAAUGACCGCCGACAUUGAGAAAGCGUUUUUACAAAUUGCCAUCCGUGAAGAUGAUCGUGAUGCCUGUAGAUUUCUUUGGUUUGCUGAGGAGCCAAGUUUCCCUUUCAACAAGGAAGAAAUUCAAGAGUGGAGGAUGACUCGGGUUCCUUUCGGAUCCACGUCUAGUCCAUUCAUGCUCACAGCUACAAUACAACAUCACUUGAAGUUGGUCUGCGAAGAAGACCCACAAUUAGCAGAGAAACUCAGGACAUCUUUCUACGUUGAUGAUCUACUGCUCGGAGCCGACGAUAUUGAGGAUGCCGUGAGGCUCUACCACACUACCAGGAACGUCAUGAGACAGGCAGGAAUGACACUCCGGAAAUGGACUGCGAACAAUGAGCAACUGCAUGAGCAGUUCAACAAGGAGGAGCCAAAAUUUAUGACCGAAGAAAAAAGCCUCUCACCUUCACCAAUCUCCAAGGUACUUGGAAUGAUGUGGGAUCACGAAGGGGACUGCUUUAUUUACAAAGUUGAAGCUUUGCUUGAAUUCCUCUCAGCAAAUGUGGACACUAAACGGUUCAUCCUCAAGGCAGCCUCAAGAGUAUUCGAUCCUCUUGGAUUGAUUGCGCCCUUCGUCCUAACAGCUAAGCUGCUAUUUCAGAAGCUGUGGACAUUGGGAAUCAGCUGGGAUGAAGAACUACCCGCUGAUUUGAUCACUGAAUGGCACGCUUGGACGGCGGACCUUGUUCAACUGCACUCGUUAAGUAUACCAAGACAUGUCAAGCGAGGCAUCCAGGCAGGAGCCAACCAAGUACAGCUGCACGUCUUCGUAGAUGCAAGCACGAAAGCCUACGGAUCUUGUGCGUACUUUAGAACAGCCGAUGACCAAGGAAAAACAGCUACCAUGUUAGUUGUUGCGAAGACAAGAGUGGCACCGAUAAAAACCUUUAUCACUGCCUAG